UGGAACUGUCCUGUCAUCAGGAGCCGCAGGGUGUCAUAUUAAACGAUUGUGCGUCUUGAAGAGGAGAUGAGAAGUUGGGAUGGCAGCACUCCAAGCUGCGGCUCUGUUUGGGAAUAAACGUUCAGGCGUUUAAAUUAAACCUCCCCUCCCCAGAUGCUGACAGUAUGAGUGAAGCCAAUGAGAGCGUCUUUCUGAACAGGUCACUGAGGCCGGACCUCUUCAGCAACCUGGAGGACAUCGACGUGACGGCUGACGGAAGUCCGGUCCUCAGAUUCCUCAUCUGCCUCGUCUACUCCGUGGUGUGCGCCGCGGGGCUGGUUGGCAACCUGCUGGUCCUCUUCUUCAUCAGGGUCACACAGGAGCGCAGGAAGUCCAGGGUCAACUUCUUUGUGCUCAACUUGGCGGUGACGGACCUGCAGUUCGUCCUCACGCUGCCCUUCUGGGCCGUGGACACCGUCAUGGACUUCAGCUGGCCGUUCGGAGACGCGAUGUGCAAGAUCAUCCUGUCGGUCACCGUCAUGAACAUGUACGCCAGCGUCUUCUUCCUCACCGCCAUGAGCGUGACCCGCUACUGGUCGCUGGCCUCGGCUCUGAAGAACCGAACCGUGCAGAGGUCGUGCUCCGCCAAGUGGGUGUGCGCGGUGAUCUGGACUCUGGCGACCGUGGCCACCGCGCCGACGUCGAUUUUCUCCACGGUCACCAACGUGACGGGAGAGAAACUGUGCCUGCUCAGGUUUCCGGGCGGCCAGUACUGGCUGGCGGUUUACCACAUCCAGAAAAUAGUCGUGGGUUUUGUUCUACCCAUGUCCAUCGUGUCGGUCAGCUACUUCAUGCUGCUGCGCAUCAUCCGCAAGCGCAGCAUGAAGACCAGCAACCCCAAACGGAGAUCCCAGGUGACCAAGUCCAUCACCAUCGUCAUGCUGUCGUUCUUCUUCUGCUGGAUGCCGAACCACGCCAUCACCCUGUGGAGCGUCCUGGUCAAACUGAACUUUGCCAACUGGGACAGUGCGUAUUACAUCGUCCACACGUACGUGUUCCCGCUCACCGUGUGCCUGGCACACACCAACAGCUGCCUGAACCCGAUCAUUUACUGCCUCAUGAGGAAGGAGUUUCGGGACAAACUGCGGGGUCUGGUCCGCAGGACAUAGUGGUUUUAAAGGCUCAGGGAGCGACUUAAUGACGCGCGUAAUGUGUUCGGCAAACUGUAACCAAGGCGCACCGGAUGCGCUAAUCGGAACCCAUCAGCUUCUGGUCGCUCAUUUUUAUGAUGAGAUUGUUCUGACUCGUUCAGAGCUACAUGAAUGUUUUACGUUAAAUUAUAAAGAAAUUAAUUUGCUACGUUGCUUUGUGAAUAUUUAUGCGUCAAAAAAAUUAUAAUUAAAAAAGUCGUCCACGGGUCGUGCGUAAAAGCGCGUCACAAUCAUCUGUGUAUUAUUGUGCUUUUGGUAUUACUGGGCAGAUAAUGUGUGGUGAGUCGCUUUCCAUUUUCAUCUUUUAACUAUAAGUGCAUUUAUAGAAAGCUGAUGGAACCGUGCGCUACAGUAUUCUCCCCCACCAAAAAAAAAAAAAAAAAAAAAA
Messenger RNA from Xiphophorus maculatus (southern platyfish), 1578 nucleotides. RefSeq names its product relaxin-3 receptor 1-like. The coding region runs from base 165 to 1148 and encodes 327 amino acids. Lineage: Eukaryota; Metazoa; Chordata; Actinopteri; Cyprinodontiformes; Poeciliidae. Gene Ontology annotation, cellular component: membrane. The transcript has a single exon. Gene Ontology annotation, molecular function: G protein-coupled receptor activity. The record is from RefSeq and is a predicted model, not a curated record. Gene Ontology annotation, biological process: G protein-coupled receptor signaling pathway; immune response.